This is a messenger RNA of Argiope bruennichi, 3048 nucleotides long. Its product is annotated as monocarboxylate transporter 12-like. The coding region runs from base 115 to 2025 and encodes 636 amino acids. The record is from RefSeq and is a predicted model, not a curated record. The transcript is spliced from 5 exons. Gene Ontology annotation, molecular function: transmembrane transporter activity. NCBI's taxonomy places the organism in Eukaryota, Metazoa, Arthropoda, Arachnida, Araneae, Araneidae. Gene Ontology annotation, biological process: transmembrane transport.
CUAAAUCAUAUGCCUGGUGUAACCUUCUGUACUGAUGGUUAAAAUAGCGUUGAAAGCAUUUUUUUCAUUUUGAAAUCUUUCCAGUGAACUUGCUUCGUACAUUUGCAAAUAUACAUGGAUGGCCCGGAUCAAGGUUGGGCAUGGGCUGUGGCCUUGGCAGCGUGCGCCAUCAAUUUCAUCAUGGCCGGAUUGGGUAGAAUGUCCGGCAUUCUCUAUGUGGCCUUCAUCGAUAUUUAUAGGUUGGAUAGGAAAGGUGCUUCCACGCCAUUUAGUGUCAGAUCUUCAACCAGAAAUCUGCUAGGUCCUGUGGUCGGAAUCCUGGGUCAAAAAUAUGGCAAUCAAGUGGUCAUCAUUUCAGGAGCUGUCAUGUCCACAAUCAGCACUAUACUCUGUUUCUUCGUUGAUGACAUCGGUUGGAUAACUGUUCUUUGGGGUGGACUGGGCGGUGCAGGGACGGCUUUAACCACUGUUUUGGUCCAAGUAGUAGUUGGCCAGUAUUUCAAAAAAUACCGAACAACAGCCAUAGGGAUGGGCUUUUCCGGAGGCUGUGUUGGAUCAUUCCUCUUCCCUGCCUUAAUGGAAUGGCUGUUGAAUACUUGCGGAAUUGAAGGCACAUUCCUCAUCAUUGCUGGCAUCAUUAUGCACUGUAUUCCGGCAGCCAUGAUUCUCAGGAAGCCACCAUGGCUCAAUAAAAAGCCUGUUAAAGUGUCAAAGGACCCAGUCAUCCAUCAAAUAAACAAUUAUUCAAUAAAAUGUAAGGAAGAAACAAAAGAGUCAUCAGAAAAAGUCGUGGACAUUCAGUUUCUAAGAAGCAAUAGCGAUUUGAUUUUAAAGCUUUUGCUUUUGAAAACUCCAGGAGAUGAACCAGAUAAUAAACUUUUGGAAGUAGAGAAUGCGUCAGUGAAUUCGGCUCAAAUAUGCAUUUUGGAAAGUCUAGAAGAUAUGUAUGCUCAUCAACAAAAUUCUAAAACAAAUGGACAUAUUGAUAAGGAGCUCGCUUGUAAAAACAAUGUCGUAAAGGGCCUCUUACUCGAAAGUGGACUCAAAGUAAUAACUAAUCCUAGAAGCAAAAGCUUCAAUGUUGAAAAGACUGCAGAAUCUGGUGCUGCAAAAAAUGUUAAUGGAAAUUGGACCAGAAGAAGUUCUAUACCCGAUGUCUCAAAAAUGUCCAAGAAAGUAUCGCGGCAGUAUGUCUUAUUGAAGAUUAAAAACAUUCUUUAUACAAACCCAAAUCAAAUCCCAAUUUUGUUCCCAGAUGAAAACAGGACAAAUAUUCUCAAAGUAGUUUCAGAACUUCGAAAACUAUACUGCAACCAUGACUGGUCGCAAUGUGAAAUAGAGAAAAAAAGACCAUCACUAGAAAAUAGUCAAAAAUCUAUGGAUAAAAAACAGUCCAAUUCUUUCUGGACUAUUUUUAAGACAAUGAUAAAAUUAUUUCGAAAUCCUCUGUUUGUUCUCGUUUGCUUAUGUCGCACUGUCCACUUUUUGACUUUUUUGCCCAUAGUGACCACCAUAGUGGAUUUUGCUAUCGACAGAGGUUUCCGCGAAGACGAAGGAUCUUAUGUCAUAGCUGCCUUGUCGUUGGGAGAUCUUCUGGGACGGCUUUGCUUGGGAUGGGUGACUGACAAAGGCUUCAUGGGUGUUCCUCGAUAUUUACUGGUGGGAAUGGUGCUCCAAGGAGUUAAUACUGCAACGAUACCUUUCAUGCCAAAUAAAGCUACCGUUUACGUGUCCCUUUGUAUUUUUGGCAUGCUACAAGGCUCUCUUUUUGUUCGGCAUCCUGUUCUAGUGCAAAGGUAUAUGCGAAGUGAUGUUCAGUCACUUGCCAUUGGCUGUAUGAACUUUUUUCCUGGAUUACUGGGCAUGGCAUUGCCACUUUAUAUCGGUUAUUUCAGAGAUACAUUGGGAACCUACGAUUAUAUUAUGUACAUCAACGGUUUAGUGGGAAUUGUUAUUGGACUCAUGUGGAUUUUAGAGCCGUUCCUCCUGCGUUGCUUUCCACCCGAAGGAAGUGAUAAUUCUUGAUUAAAGCAUGGUGUCUAUUGGUUAUUUCUGCUUUUCAUAUCGAACAAAGAAGAAAUUCAUUUCUCAUACCAAAUUUAAUCGUCUGCAAAUAAUUUCAUCGCUGCUUCAAUUUUAACCGAAAUGACUGUGGAAGCAUUUAAAAAUAUUUCGCGCAAUUUCUUAUUAUUAUAUGUAGUUUCUUAUACAUAUAUCAUUCACUAAUCUUGCUUUUAAUAGAUAUAAAAGUUGGCAAUGACACUUAAACAGAAUGCAGAAUGGAAAAUGGCAUAAUAUACUUUAUGCUCUCAGAGAAAUAAAGAUUAUUCUCUGUAAAAUGAAAGAAGCGCAAAAUGUUGCUUAUGUGCGCGGGAAACGAGUAUUUUAUUAAUACAUUAACAACAAAUUCGUACGAAGGUAGUUUUAGAAUUUCAAAAAGGCUAUUUUCAAUUUGUUUGCAUUUAUGUAAAAAAAAAAAGUAAUAUGAUCAGAAUAUGAGAGAUCAAUCGGCUAGAGACAAUUUUUGCCGAUUUGUAUUUCUGUUUUUAUAUUUGAAGAAAUGAUAUUGGAUAUUUGACAAUAAUUUUUAAACAAAUGUGAAUUAGAAUUCGAUUCUAAAUCAGAAUUAAUUCAGAUAAACAUAGAUAACCUCGAAAGUAAUUUUUUUAAGUGAAAUGUUGCCCGCCGUUAAAAUAUUUAUUAAGUAUCUUCAGAUAAUAUUCAUUUAAUAUUUUUCCUGUUAUAUAUUAUGUUUUCAAACAAUUUUUUCUACAGUUUAUUUAUUGCAAAUAAAUAUUCAUAAUCAUAGUUCUUGUUUUCGUUAUUGUAUCCAAUUUUUACAAAUAUUCUUAAUGAAGUCAAGCGUGAUUUUUAUAUAGAAAAUAUUAUUCUUGUUAUUGCUCACCAUUUUUCAUACAAUAUAAUUCGGAACAGUUUAAAUUAAUAAGGGCAAUAUUCUUCAUAAUUUUUCUUCUAAGAAUUGUUCUUUUAUUUCAAAACCAGUGAUAUAUUUUCUAUGUUAUUUAUGAAAUAAAUUUCUAUUUUACA